This is a messenger RNA of Pelobates cultripes (western spadefoot toad), 639 nucleotides long. The record is from the annotation of a GenBank genome assembly. Lineage: Eukaryota; Metazoa; Chordata; Amphibia; Anura; Pelobatidae.
AUGCAGGCUCCCUACACCUUAAUUUACGCACUCUACCUACACAACAUGCACUCUCCAGCUACCUACACCUUCAUUAACUUACUCUACCUACACAACAUGCACUCUCUAGCUCCCUACAUCUUUUUUAACUCACUCUACCUACAAAACAUGCACUCUCCAGCUCCCUACAUCUUUAUUAACUCACUCUACCUACAAAACAUGCACUCUCCAGCUCCCUACAUCUUUAUUAACUCACUCUACCUACACAACAUGCACGCUCCAACUCCCUACACCUUCAUUAACUCACUUUACCUGCACAACAUGCACACUCCAGCUCCCUACACCUUCAUUAACUCACUCUACCAACACAACAUGCACACUCCAGCUCCCUACAUCUUUAUUAACACAUUCUACCUGCACAACAUGCACUCUCCAGCUCCCUACACCUUCAUUAACUCUCUCUACCUGCACAACAUGCACACUCCAGCUCCCUACAUCUUUAUUAACACACUCUACCUGCACAACAUGCACUCUCCAGCUCCCUACACCUUCAUUAACUCUCUCUACCUGCACAACAUGCACACUCCAGCUCCCUACAUCUUUAUUAACUCACUCUACCUACACAACAUGCACUCUCCAGCUCCCUUACACCUUCACUAA